AUGCGGCAAAGAUAUUUCACGAGCGUUGGACAGAGCGGGACAGGUCUGCUGGAGCUCAUCGCUGAAAUGAAAAGCGGUCAAACCCUCAUGGCUCCGCUGGCUUUCGAUGUUGGCGACCUGAUUCCCAGUUGCAUCGUUCUGUCUGCGGCACCACACGGCCUGUUGCUCAAGCUACCUUCGCAGGAAGCUCCGGCACUUCUCCCCAACCAGGUCGCUCGGGAUGAAUUUGCAAUUGGUCAAGAGGUCCAGAACCUCCUCGUUGCAUGUCUCUACUCGGAUGCUCGAUCGGCAAGCGUUGUGGUUCCGGAAACCGUCGCGGAGGAAAUGGUUGCAGCUGCCGAUUCAGAAGGUGUGAUCACCGAAAGAAGUGCGAGCAGCUUCGCUGCGCGAGGCCGGUGGGGAAGAUCGAAGGAGCAGCCCGGAGCAGAAAAGACACCUACGGAGGAUGCGGACAUGCAGCAAGACGACGACUCCUCCAGGCUCAUGCCCUUCCUGGUUGGCAGCCGUGCAGCCGAAACCACCUACUCGAGCGUGGCACAACAACCUGGAUCUGUCAACCUCGCGGCUGGCUCAGCCAUGGCAUGGCCCAGGAAACAUCCUGUUCCGGAGCAGCAGGAGUCGGAAGGCCCGAGCUACUCGAAGCAGCAGCUCCUACAAUUGCGACCAUCCAUUCUGGAUGGGAAUGAACUUGAACACAAUGAAGCAAGCGUGCUGACGUCGAUGCCAUGUCAGCAGGAGGAAGUUGAUGAGAGGAUGUUGCACAUGGUGAUUAGGCAUCAUCAGCUCCCGGUUUGGUGGGCGCGUUGCCGCAAGGAGGCCAAGCUCCAAGCGUUUCGCGUGGCCUGUCGGAUCGGUCGCCUGCGACUGUCAAAGCAGCUGCACACGGAUGCCCAGACUGUUGGGAUAGAUGCGGCAGCUGUCUCCGAGACGCUUCAGGAGAUGUGUCUCGACAUGCAGUCUGCCGCUGGUGCAAGAGCUUCCACCAAAAAGAAGCGAUCUUGGUGGCCGAAAAACUCAUCAUCAGGAGAGCUGAUGUCAGCAGUCGAAGCACAAGCCAUCGCAGCAUGGACUUCUGCUUCCUUGAGUUUGGCGACCGUUCCUGCGGCCUUUGUCGCGGCAUGGUUGUUAGAGCUGGGGGGGCCAGUUGGCCUAUUGCUGCCCGAGUCACCAGGAGAGGAGGCGCUGUCAGCCCGGCUGCGUGGCUUGCGUCUCCUAGGAGAGUUGGGACCUUCACAUUCGAUCCCUGACUCCUGCACCAUGAUGGCAUCCAUUGCUGGAUGUCUGCGGGAUCCAGAGGCUCGUGGAAGGAAAGCGGCAGCUGAAGCUUUGGGCAACUUCGGACCAACAGCGGCAGAAACGCCUCGCGCUGUGCCCAGGCUGCUGAGGCUAGUCAAGCAGGACCGCGACGUCUCGGUGAGAGAGGCAGCUGCCCGCGCUCUCGGGUGCUUGGGCCGCGAUGGUUUAGAAGCCAUUUUGGAAGAUGGUGGGCUGGAGCACAAAGACUUGGAGGUGAGGGGCUGUGCGGUGCUCGCAGUUGGAUGGAGCGGCGUUGCAGGCCGUGACUGCGUGGAUAGGCUGGUAA
Symbiodinium necroappetens is the source of this 1582-nucleotide messenger RNA. The record is from the annotation of a GenBank genome assembly. NCBI's taxonomy places the organism in Eukaryota, Dinophyceae, Suessiales, Symbiodiniaceae.